AAAUAAAACUGCUGUGUACUUAUUUUAAGCUCAACCUCGAAGAGAGUCUGAGGUGAAUGAUUCACCUUGAUUGCAUUAUGUUCCCGAAGAGAAAACCGGGUAAAACAUGGUGAAAUUAGUAGAUUUCAAGAACCUUUUAAAGGUUCUAACAGUGCUCACAAUUACAGAUACAUCAUCCUGAAAUGGUUUGCUGUGAAGCCGAGAUAUAAGCAAUUGGAACACGAUCCUGUCGCGAAACAGUCGAUUUCAAUAGCGAUCGUGCAGCGAAACAAGCAAAUUUAGUCACCAUCUUGUCGCGAACUCAAUCGCGAUCCUGUAGCGAAUUGUUUCCGGACACAACCGCGAAUUUUGCUCCGAACACGACAAAUUCACGAAUAUGUGCGUCAGCGAUAGCGAUCGCGAUUCAAAUUGGGUAUUGCGCGGCAAGAUUGUGGCAAGAUUACUAUGGCUUCGUAACGCGCAAUGAAGCGCGGAUUCUACUAGGGUUGGUAUAAAAUCAUUAGACGAUCCAACAAUAGCUAUAACCAAUUGUAAUAUUGGGACUAUAUAUCAAGAAAACGGCAAUUAUAAUGUUGCACUUGAAUAUUACAAAAAAGCAUUAGAAAUCGCUUCUAAAUCAGAGUCACAAUAUCAUAGUGAAUCAUCAUCAAUUUUUAAUAACAUUGGAAUGGCUUAUAGUAGUUUUGGAAAUUAUUCGAAAGCAAAAACUAUAAAAAAUGGUUGAAAUUAGGUAGUAAAAGCUCGAUUUACUAUUAAACCGUUCACAAUUAUCUGUAAUCUGUAGUAAUAUAGGAACAAUUUACACUGAUACUGGGAAUCAUACACAAGCAUUAGAAAAUUAUGAACCAGCAUUACAGAUUCAACAAAAUUCCUUACCACCAGAACAUCCUGGAAUUUCCAUAACAUUAGGUAAUAUUGCCGGAGCUAACUUAGCUAAAGGUAAUUAUAAAGUAGCAUUAGAAAAAUGUGAACAAGCGCUUAAAAUAGCACUCAACUCAACAUCAAAAAUUUUUCCAAUAAUUGCACAAACCUAUUGUAAUAUGGGAUUAAUUUAUAGAGCUAAAGGUGAAUACACACAAUCGCUACAAUAUUUAAAACAAACACUUCAAAUUCAAAAGAAAUUUUUAACAGUAAAUCAUUCAGAUAUGGCUACAACAUAUCAGCAUAUUGGUAUACUCUACGAUGAUAUGAGUAAUUUUAAACUUGCAUUAAAAAAUCAUCAACAUGCACUUGAUAUUCAACUUCGACCAUUAUCAUUCAAUCAUCCAGAUAUGCCUAUAUCAUAUGCCAAUAUUGGAAUAUUAUUAAAAGAAAAUGAUCCGAAUGAAGCUUUGAAAUAUCUUAAAAAAACACUUUGA
Didymodactylos carnosus is the source of this 1358-nucleotide messenger RNA. The record is from the annotation of a GenBank genome assembly. Lineage: Eukaryota; Metazoa; Rotifera; Eurotatoria; Philodinida; Philodinidae.